AUGGGCGAAAGGCCUUCUGAUACGCAGCUUCAUCAUCUGCCACAAGAAAGCCCCACAACUGGUCGCACUCACCUUUCUCACUUACCAAAUAACGCUUCGCCUGUCUUGGAAACGCGCAAUAGUUCCCUGCGCAAGGCUGUUCCUAGUCCGUUACAAACCAGUACCACUCCUACAUCACCUUCGAGCAGUGUCACUCCGACAAGAACCACAUUUUCUGUGAAAGGUUCUAGCGAUCAAUAUCCUUUCAUAAGUACGAAAGCAAGCCAGAGUUCUCUGCAGGAGCCUCGAUCGCCAAAAGAGCGCCUUGAUGAUUUAUUAGCGACGGAGAAGAACUUCUAUACUUCUGAACAUACUGCCAAACCACCGCAGAUACCAGCCAAUUUGAGGUACGGCCGACCACUGCAGGAAACGACUUCGAAUGCCCCGAUACGAAGCGUCUCAACUCCUAUCCUGGCAAACGUAGGUUCAACCUCACCUACCGAUAAACCACCUGCGAUGGCAUCAACGACACCUGCACAUCGUAUCGAAAUGGGUCGACAACCACCUCGAACUUCUUCAAUUGAUUCUGCCAUCUCCUCGAUAUCAAGCAGCGGACAUUCAUACAAAAACUCGCUGGACUCUAAAAGCUUGAGUCCACAAUUUGACGUUGCACAACUCAUUCAAGCAGCGGGAUCACCGGAGGCCGCUAUACAAUACUUAAUCAAAGAAAAGCAAUCACAAACCGCACAGAAUUCACAAUUAUGGCGUUUGGUAGAUAAACAGAGGGCUAUGAUUUUGGGCUUAAACAAGGACCUUGAGCGAGCCCUAAAGGACAAGGAGCGGUACAGGAAAAAGCUGAAGGAGAAUCUCACACAGAAUGCGAAUCCAUCACCUGUAGAUUCGACACAAGGUCCAACUUCGGAGUCGGGGGAGAUGACUUCAGAAUCAAGGAUCGCUGAGAUCUCAGUCCAGAAAAGUAUCGACGGACAUUUGAACUCCGAUGGGUCAAAGAAUGGAUCUCCAGCGCAACAUUCGCCCAUGGAUUGUGCCUUAGCGCCGUAUCCAAUUACCCCUCCAGCACCAGCAACGCCGGGACUAUCUAACAUGGUGGAUCCCGAGGAGAAGAUGCCCUCGCCUACUAAGCACGCUUUUCAACAAUACAAUCCUGAUUCUCCACCCUUGGGAUUUGAGGCAUCUCAACUUCAAAGGAAGAACCAAGCGGUGUCCAGUGACAUGCCAUAUAAUGCAACCGUGCCACCUUCACGGAAUCUACCUUUGGAUUCUCCACGGGGACCACCACCGACGGCACCGCUCCCUCCGCCUAUGUCAUCACAAGGCCCUUCGAUGGCGGUCAUGGAAUCAUUGCCAAAGGUCGAUCGUGGAUCUCCCAAAUUUCCACCGCCGAGGAAAGCUCCACCGGCGCCACUCAAUCUUGGCAAAAAGACUGGGCCGAGUACGCAUUUACGACAGGCUUCGGAGACGAAAGAAGAGUCUGAUUCUGACUAUGAUGAUAUAUUGGAGGUUGACGAGAUCCCAUCGUUCCCUGAUAGAGGUCGACGGAAGACAAGAGAAGAGGAUGAUAGAGUGCGAGAGAUUGCAGCGGCACGAGAUGCUGAGGCGAGGAGCCUUUCGAAGAAAAGUUCAAAGGGUAGCGUUAAAGGAACUUCGAAAUCGGCAUCAACCACACCAAAGGAAGUGAUACCAGCAAUGCCUCUAAGCCCGCGACAAACCGUUCCAAUCUCACCGCCGGAUGCUCAUUUGCGGGCUCUUUCACCACCAGAUGAGAGUACUGGUUCCUUGGCGGGUAUGUUGAGUGCAUCAAGAUCACCUCCUCCAAAGACAGGGAUGAUGUCUCCUCCAAUGAUGAGUCCUGGUUUACCACAAAGCCCAAGACCAAUGGGUAUGUCCUCAAGGCACAACUCAUCUCAGUCAUCGAUGGCUUCACCUCCAUUGUCUCCUCGAGGAAUGGGUGCUUUCCCAGCUGCCAUACCAUUGUCACCACGAGCUCCACGACAGCCAAUUCCCCUUCCUCCCGGUACUCCAAUGUCAAUUUCUUCCCCUCAUGCACCCCGUGCGGAACCUUUAGUUCUUGUCUCCCCGCAACCACUGGUAAUCACUAAGAGAUCCGAGGAAACUCUAGUCAACGAAAGUGUUCCAGGGAGGCGACCAAGUGACUCUCCGUCUUCCAGUCACUCCGGAAACGUGAUUUAUAAAGGACUUGUUACCGAGGAAUACCCAGAUCUGCUUCUUCCCCCAAAUGCUUUACCUUCAAUAGAUGUGAAGGUGGCUUCGUCACGUUUAAAGCCUUCAAGAGCUAGUCUGAUGUUUCCAGCCAAUCUAGAGACUGAUCCUGUUUUCACUCUUGCAGUAUUCGCACGAUCGGAUGGCAAGGAACUAUGGAGAGUUGAGAAAGAUUCGGCGUCAUUGGUGCAUUUAGACCAAAUCUUGAAACAGUGCCUUACAUUUACAGCCAGAACGCCGGAUAAAUAUCUCUUCAGUGGCCAUUCUCCAGCUAAGAUAGAUGCUAGACGUGCGGCACUAGAUCAUUAUCUUGAUGAGCUCCUCAAUACGGAGCUGGAUACUAAUUCUGCGUUGGAGAUCUGUCGAUACUUGUCCUCAAAUACAAUGGAGCCACACGCGGAUGACCUGACGCCAAGUAGUGAUACGGGUUCCGAAAGUCCUGUGAAGACUGGGCCAGGUGGCAGACCUUUAAAGAAUGGCUACUUGACCAAGAAAGGCAAAAACUUUGGAGGUUGGAAAGCACGAUUCUUUGUGUUGGACGGCCCAGUGUUCAAAUAUUACGAGUCGCCUGGCGGACCACAUCUAGGAACCAUCAAACUUCAAGGUGCUCAAAUUGGAAAACAAUCUCAGCAGACUGAUGCCCCACCAUCUUCCCGAGGGGAGGGUGAUGAUGUUGACAAUCAAUAUCGACAUGCAUUUUUGAUUUUGGAGCCGAAGAGAAAAGAUUCUUCUAGCCUUAUGAGACAUGUUUUGUGUGCUGAGAGCGAUAAGGAACGCGAUGAAUGGGUCGAGGCUCUUCUUAGAUACGUUGACUACAAAGAUGAGGAUGAGCAUCGUCGCCCAAGUCAUGCUCGCUCUGGCUCAAGUAACUCUCAUCCCCAUGGAAGGAGAAAGGGGAGCUCUCAAGGGAAGCUGGGCGAGAACAAUGAUCUGCGUGCUAUUGGCUACGAUAUGGCAAAGCAAGGCGCUGCACCACACGGCUCGAAAUUGAAGAAUUCAGACACACCGUCGCCCCCAAGUCAUGGACACGACAGAGAUGCCAUGUCAUUCCCACAAUCUCAAUCCAUGAAAUCUAUUUCAGCUCCAAAGAACGCCCACCCUAUUCAGGAUGCUGGUUCAUGGGGAAAUAAACUGGGGUCAUCGCUCCCAGACGAAAAAAUCAAACAGAAGAAGCGUAGCUUUUUCGGAUUUGGCUCAAAACCAAGACCAUCGGUAGAUUUACCAGACUUACCGAUCAACAUGUCAAAUCAUAAUUUGUCACAGAUGGCCUACGAUCAGCAUGGUCCAAUUAGACCAGUUUUUGGAACUCCAUUAACUGAAGCUGUAAGAUACAAUCAUCCAGCUGAUGUUCAAGUUGAGCUUCCAGCAGUCAUUUAUCGAUGCAUUGAAUACUUAGAUGCAAAGAAUGCUGCAGGCGAGGAAGGAAUUUUCAGAUUGAGCGGAUCCAACGUUGUCAUCAGACAACUUCGGGAACGCUUUAAUGUCGAGGGAGAUGUGAACCUAGUUACUGACGAUCAGUACUAUGACAUUCAUGCUGUUGCCUCUCUAUUGAAGCUAUACUUGAGAGAGUUGCCAACCACCAUAUUGACCCGUGAACUUCAUCUCGAGUUUAUUGCAGUCACAGAGCUUCACGACGUGAACGAGAAGAUCAGCGCUCUCAAUGGUUUGGUCCACAGGCUACCACGAGCAAAUAACAUUCUGCUCAGAUAUCUGGCCGGUUUCCUUAUUAAUAUCAUCAAUCAUUCAGAUGUAAAUAAGAUGACUGUGCGAAAUGUUGGGAUUGUCUUCUCGCCAACUCUCAAUAUUCCAGCUCCCGUUUUUGCGCUUUUCUUGCAACAAUAUGAUGGUAUCUUCGAAAAUGAUCCCAACGACCAGGAACGUCGACCUGUGGAGGUAACAGUCACCGCUCCCGCUCUGUCUCCGGAAGAUAUCCGCUCUCCUCGACGCCAAAAGUUUCAGCAGGAUCUCCCAACACCAUCCUUCAACCAGCAAUCUUUUGGUCAGCAAGGCCCAGGGUUUGCUGGGUUUAACGCAAUGACUGGUCCUGAGUAUGGUAGUCGAGGCAAUACACUAGGAGCUUCUUCCCAUGACCAGCAAUACGGGGCCUCUAAAUCGAAGAGGAGAGAAAGUAGCAUGUUCAAUAUGGGCAUGGGGUUGGGACAGAAGAAAUCUACCAAUAGAUUGAAAGAGAAUGAUCCUCGUUUAGUCGACGAAGAAUCAUUCUUCGAUUAG
Molecule: messenger RNA, 4452 nt
Organism: Botrytis porri
Lineage: Eukaryota; Fungi; Ascomycota; Leotiomycetes; Helotiales; Sclerotiniaceae
Exons: 4
Coding region: 1-4452 (1483 amino acids)
Biological process (GO): regulation of GTPase activity; signal transduction
Cellular component (GO): cytoplasm
Molecular function (GO): phosphatidylinositol binding
Source: RefSeq, a predicted model, not a curated record